Dicrocoelium dendriticum is the source of this 1104-nucleotide messenger RNA. Lineage: Eukaryota; Metazoa; Platyhelminthes; Trematoda; Plagiorchiida; Dicrocoeliidae. The record is from the annotation of a GenBank genome assembly.
CGCCCGUGGGCAUUACACCAUUGGGAAAGAGAUUGUGGAUCUAGUUCUAGACAGGAUCCGGAAACUGGCUGAUCAAUGUACAGGUCUGCAGGGAUUCUUAAUAUUUCAUUCGUUCGGUGGUGGAACCGGUUCUGGCUUCACCUCUCUUUUGAUGGAGAGGCUGAGUGUGGAUUACGGCAAGAAGUCGAAGUUAGAGUUUGCCGUUUACCCUGCCCCUCAGAUAGCGACGGCAGUGGUUGAGCCCUACAAUUCCAUUCUCACUACGCACACGACUCUGGAGCACUCUGACUGUGCUUUCAUGGUGGACAAUGAGGCAAUUUAUGAUAUUUGCAGGCGAAAUCUUGAUAUCGAACGUCCGACGUACACUAAUUUGAAUCGUUUGAUUGGACAAAUCGUGAGUUCGAUUACUGCUUCUCUUCGUUUCGAUGGUGCUCUGAAUGUGGACUUGACGGAGUUCCAGACCAACCUGGUCCCUUAUCCACGCAUUCAUUUCCCUCUCGCCACGUACUCUCCGGUUAUUUCAGCCGAGAAAGCUUACCACGAGCAACUGAGUGUUGCUGAGAUAACUAAUGCAUGCUUCGAGCCAGCCAAUCAGAUGGUGAAGUGUGAUCCGCGUCAUGGGAAGUAUAUGGCGUGUUGCAUGUUGUACCGCGGUGACGUGGUUCCGAAGGACGUGAACGCAGCGAUCGCGACCAUCAAGACGAAGCGUACCAUACAGUUUGUUGAUUGGUGUCCGACUGGUUUCAAGGUGGGUAUAAAUUAUCAGCCUCCUACGGUGGUUCCGGGUGGUGAUUUGGCGAAAGUUCAGCGAGCGGUGUGUAUGCUGAGCAAUACAACAGCCAUUGCGGAGGCUUGGGCUCGAUUGGACCACAAGUUCGAUUUAAUGUACGCUAAGCGUGCUUUCGUGCACUGGUAUGUUGGAGAGGGUAUGGAAGAGGGCGAAUUUUCUGAGGCCCGAGAAGAUCUUGCGGCACUGGAGAAGGAUUACGAGGAGGUUGGUGUGGAUAGUGUUGAAGGCGAGGGAGAAGGUGAAGGUGAAGAGUACUGAUCUGCUUAUCCUGCUUUGUUUAUUCUUUAAUAUUCAUUAUAUUUGUUCGUUCUCGU